Messenger RNA from Geodia barretti, 343 nucleotides. The record is from the annotation of a GenBank genome assembly. Lineage: Eukaryota; Metazoa; Porifera; Demospongiae; Tetractinellida; Geodiidae.
CCAAGGUGUCCCUUACUGAGAGGUUUCUCUGUAGUUACAUUGAUGACUGUAGCUACCUACAUUUGGUGGUGUCUCACAUAUCUGCCUUUUUGACAGGUGAAGGUGUCUAACCUAUUCUCCGAGCUAUUUGAUGUGCUCAUGAAACACAAGGUUCGAAUAGAGCCCAACUACACGUCAGUGGUGAUGGCCAUCAUGGUGAUAGAUGGACUGGGGAGGUCCCUGGACCCCAGUCUCAAUCUCCUGGAGGCUGUCACUCCCUGCCUGCUCCACAGAGCCAGGACACAACUCACUGACUACAUUGUAGGCUCUUGACACCUAGAGUCAACUUCUGCUGUUUGUGUCU